This is a messenger RNA of Myotis myotis, 3830 nucleotides long. RefSeq names its product kelch repeat and BTB domain containing 3 (gene KBTBD3). The coding region runs from base 347 to 2170 and encodes 607 amino acids. The record is from RefSeq and is a predicted model, not a curated record. NCBI's taxonomy places the organism in Eukaryota, Metazoa, Chordata, Mammalia, Chiroptera, Vespertilionidae. Gene Ontology annotation, molecular function: protein binding. The transcript has 4 exons.
GGGCGGGGCUUCGGCGCGAGCGGAAGGCGGGACCAAGGCCAGGAGCCGGCGAGUGAUGCCACUCACACCCGGGAAAGAGCUAACGGGACAGCGGCGCAAGCCAAUCGCAGCCAGCCCUCCGGAGGCAGAGGGACCGGGGUGGAGACUUCGGAUGCCGCGGUUGCAGGAGCCCAGUGGGGCCGAGGCUGCCCCCGAGCCCGAGCCGCUGGGCUGCUGUUGACCCUUUGUUCUCACCAUCAAGUGACUCAGGCUGCUCUGCGAUUGCCAAGCCUGGACCAAACCCCGGGGGAGAAAACUGAGGAUUCUCUCGCUGAGGCACCGUUCUAAGUACAAAUAGAAAUUGGCUAUGGAUAAUUCAUAUGCUUUCAAUCAACGAAGCUCAUGUAAUGGAAUUCCAUCUGAGAAAACAAACAACUUACUUGUGUCAGAAGAUCAUGGACAGAAAAUCUUGAGUGUACUACAGAAUUUUAGAGAACAAAAUGUCUUUUAUGAUUUCAAAAUAAUCAUGAAAGAUGAAAUAAUCCCAUGUCAUCGUUGUGUGUUAGCAGCGUGCAGUGACUUUUUCAGGGCUAUGUUUGAAGUAAACAUGAAAGAAAGAGAUGGUGGGAGUGUUACCAUUACCAAUUUGUCCGCCGAAGCAGUAAAAGCCUUUCUUGAUUAUGCCUAUACUGGAAAAACAAAGAUAACAGAUGAUAAUGUGGAAAUGUUCUUCCAGGUGUCAUCGUUUUUUCAAGUUCCCUUCCUAUCCAAAGCCUGCAGUGACUUCUUAAUAAAAAGUAUUAAUAUUGUCAAUUGUUUACAGUUAUUAUCUAUAUCAGAUAGCUAUGGCUCUCCCCGUUUGUUUGAUCAUGCAUUAUACUUUGUACAACAUCACUUUUCCUUGUUAUUUAAAUCCAGUGAUUUCUUAGAGAUGAAUUUUGGAGUAGUGCAGAAAUGUCUGGAAUCGGAUGAAUUAGAUGUUCCUGAAGAAGAAACUGUCCUGAAAGUUGUCCUGAAUUGGACUAAAUAUAACUUAGAAGCAAGGCAAAAGCAUCUGCCUUAUUUGAUUAAAAAAGUAAGAUUACAUCAAUUACCUGAGGAGACACUUCAAGACUGUCUGCUUAGUGAAGAGUGUUUACUCAAAAACACCAACUGUUUUGACAUAGUCAUGGAUGCAAUUAAAUGUGUGCAAGGUUCUGGUGGACUUUUCCCUGAUGCGCGACCAUCCACAACUGAAAAAUACAUCUUUGUUCACAAAACUGAGGAAAAUGGCGAAAAUCAACAUACAUUUUGCUAUAAUAUCAAAACUGAUUCGUGGAAAAUACUGCCACAAUCACACCUGAUUGAUUUGCCCGGAUCUAGUCUGGCAAGUUACGGAGAAAAAAUAUUCUUGACAGGUGGUUGCAAGGGGCCGUGUUGUCGAACAGUUCGGCUUCAUAUUGCAGAGUCAUAUCAUGACGCCACUGAUCAAACCUGGUGCUAUUGUCCAAUCAAAAAUGAUUUCUGCCCAGUAUCAACCAUGAAAACACCCAGAACCAUGCAUACAUCGGUUAUGGCUCUUAAUAGGUUGUUUGUCAUAGGUGGAAAGACGGCGGGAUCUCAGGACAUUAAAAGUCUCCUAGACGUUGAAUCUUACAACCCUCUUUCCAAAGAAUGGAUGUCUGUUAGCCCGUUACCCAGGGGCAUAUACUACCCCGAAGCAAGUGCAUGCCAAAAUGUAAUUUAUGUGCUUGGAUCAGAGGUAGAGAUUACAGAUGCCUUUAACCCAUCGCUUGAUUGCUUUUUUAGAUACAACGCUACAACUGAUCAGUGGUCUGAAUUAGUAGCAGAGUUCGGGCAAUUUUUUCAUGCCACACUAAUUAAAGCUGUCCCGGUAAACUGCACACUGUAUAUAUGUGACCUUUCCACCUACAAGGUUUACAGUUUUUGUCCCGAUACUUGUGUCUGGAAGGGUGAAGGAUCUUUUGAAUGUGCAGGCUUUAAUGCAGGUGCUGUUGGAAUUGAGGAUAAAAUUUACAUAUUAGGUGGUGACUACGCACCCGAUGAAGUCACAGAUGAAGUGCAAGUCUACCACAGCAGCAGGUCCGAGUGGGAGGAAGUGUCCCCGAUGCCAAGAGCCUUAACUGAGUUUUACUGCCAGGUGAUUCGGUUUAACAAAUACCGGGACCCCUGGUUUUCUAACCAUUUCUAAAAGUAGUGUGUGCUUAGACAUUGUAAAACUCUUCCGGUUCUAGAAACCUAGGGGAGGUUUGUUAAAUAACAGUCGGUAAAAAAGGUCUAUACAUCUUAAAUUAAAAUUUACCUUCUAUUAGAGAAUUACUGUGAAUGUACACUGUGUAAGAAUUAGCAGUUCCCAGAAACUUAAAAUAUAAAAUGCAUUUUACCAAAAACUAUACUGAAUAUAAUUUAAUCUUGGAGAAUCCAGAAUACUUGUAUUGUCUUCUGUAAAUAAAACUCUAGGCUUGAAUGUUUUAAUUUUUAACAGUGAAACACAGAAACAAAUCAAAUAGUAAAAACAAAGUUCACAGAUUUGUACUAUGUAAAUGGGAGAAAUCUCUUUAGGUAGUAAAAAUGAAUUAUGUACACUAUAUUUUAUGAACUGAAAAAUAAAUUACAAAGGUGAGAAUCCUACCCUGUUACUACAGGUUUAAGAGUUACUGAAUUCCUAUCCUUUCUGAUCAUAGUUAGCUUCUUUUAAGUACUUUUUUCUUUCACCAUUAUUUGGUCAGAAAUUUUUCUAAAAUGCAAUGUGUUUCCCCAGCAUCCUAAACUGUACACUGAACAUGAACAUUUUCUAUAAUUCAACUUUUUAAUGACUCAACUCCUCAUUAGGAGUGUAAUGUACCAUAUUAUACUUUCAUAAUGCUACCAGCAGUUACUGAAAUGUUUUUAAAAUUGCCGUUCCUAUUAGAACUCAGUGUUAGUUGGCGUUGAUGUCUAGCAGUAUGUCUCCCUUAUUUUCUGGCUCAAGCUCAAUAAAUUAACAUUCUUGAUUUAAUUAUUAGUUCUAAGUUACACUGCCCUGAGUUUACUUAACAUGUGUGAAGUUCUUGGAUUCUUGGAUGGAAAUGCUGAGAUACUUUUUCUGUAUCAUUGCCAGGUUCCAACAUAAUUGAGAAUAUAGGCAAUCGGACCUCUGGCUAAGUGGAUCAUUAUCAUUGCAUUUCUUAAACUAUUAAAUGCCCAACUUUGUGUUGCAAAUAGGAAUUUCAGCACUUAAAUUAGUACCAUAUGAGUUUCCUGUGAUGAUAUCCAAGUGUAAAGCACCAGGUUGGUUUGUUACUUUAGUAAAUUAUUCAUAGUGAAUUAUUUUCUAAAUUAAGAACAAAAUUUAAAUUUAGAAAAUGUUGGUAUUGAUAGUAGUAUUCACAACCAACAUCUGUUUAGAUGUUUCAUCAUCUUUAACCCAAACAAUGGAAGAGUAUUCAUCAUCCUUGUUCUCAGCUAGGAUGAUUCUGGCUUUGCAAAAGGAUAUGCUUCUUUAAUCAGUUUAAAAGAUAUAAGCAUUUUAGGUUUUAAGACCCCCUAUUUACAUCUCAGGCAAUGUGUGGAUUGGAUUUCUCCAAUGUAGUUCCCAUACUCUAGUAAAUGUUAAUCUGUUGUAAAUGUCCAUAUUCUUUAGAAGUAUGUUCCAAAGUAGAAAUAUACCUAAGUGAAGGUUCUUUUAUCAUAUAAAUGUAUACAAUCAUAAGUUCAAAUGUGUUUUUCAAAAUAGAAUAGGGUAUUAGAACACAUUAUCAUGCAAUUACAAAACCAGGGACUGGCCCUAAUCAGAUAGGAAGUAUUCUGUAGAAUUGGUGGCCUUCUUCCCUGCCUUCCUUAGUUGGCUCCUCUCUCUCUCUCUCUCUCUC